AUGAUAAUUGUUGAUGAGUUACCUUUUAGGCAUGUAGAGAAGGAAGGCUUUAAGUUUUUUGUUGAGGUUUUGGAACCUAGGUUCACUAUCCCUUGUCGCACCACUGUUGCUCGUGAUUGUAUGAAUCUUUAUUAUGAAGAGAAGAAAAAAUUGAAAAAAGCAUUUCAAAAGCAACGAGUAUGCCUAACCACUGACACUUGGACAUCAAUUCAAAAUCUUAACUAUAUGUGUCUUACUGCUCAUUGGAUUGAUAAUGAUUGGAACUUGCAUAAAAGAAUCUUAAAUUUUUGUAUUGUUCCUAAUCACAAGGGUGUCACAAUUGGUAAGCAUAUUGAGAAGUGCUUGCAAGAGUGGGGGAUAGAUAGGAUAUUUACAAUCACACUUGAUAAUGCAAGUUCAAAUGAUGUUGCCAUACAAUAUCUGAAAAGAAAAACUAAGGAUUGGAAGACCACCAUUUUGGAUAAUGAGUUUUUGCAUAUGAGAUGUUGUGCACAUAUUGUUAAUCUUAUUGUGUGUGAGGGCUUAAAAGAUCAAAAUGAAUCAGUUGUUAAGAUUAGAAAUGCAGUGAGAUAUGUUAGAUCUUCUCCAUCUAGGCUUCAAACUUUUAAGAAUUGUGUAGAGCGUGAAAAAAUUCCUAGUAAAAGUCUAGUAUGCCUAGAUCUUCCAACUAGGUGGAAUUCGACCUAUAUGAUGUUGGAGGCAGCUGUAAAGUUCCAAAAUGCUUUUGAGCGGCUACAAGAGGAAGACUCACAAUUUGACUCAUAUUUCAAUGAUGAUGAUAAUGAUGAGAAUGAGGUUGGGGUUGAGGAUGAUAAUGGGAGAGGAAAAGGGAGGGGGAGAAAGAAUAUUGGGCCUCCUAAUGUGCUUGAUUGGGGAAAGGCUAAAAUCUUUGUGCAAUUUCUAAAACUUUUUUAUAAGUUGACUUUGCGAUUUUCAGUCUCUUUAUAUGUCACAUCUAAUGCAUUUUUCCAUGAACUUGUGUCAGUGCAAUCUAAAUUGUUGACUUUAAGUAGAAGUGAGGAUAAUAUGUUAAAGAAUAUGGCUGCUAGCAUGAGAAAGAAAUAUGACAAAUAUUGGAAGAAUAUUAAAAAUAUCAAUUUUUUGUUGUAUGUUGCUAUUGUGCUAGACCCUCGUUAUAAAUUGAGAUAUAUCAUGUUUUCCUUUAAACAAGUUUAUGAGAAAUCCAAGGCAUAA
Quercus robur (English oak) is the source of this 1194-nucleotide messenger RNA. Its product is annotated as zinc finger BED domain-containing protein RICESLEEPER 2-like. Lineage: Eukaryota; Viridiplantae; Streptophyta; Magnoliopsida; Fagales; Fagaceae. The coding region runs from base 1 to 1194 and encodes 397 amino acids. The transcript has a single exon. The record is from RefSeq and is a predicted model, not a curated record. Gene Ontology annotation, molecular function: DNA binding.